AUGUCGCUAGACGGAUCAGGACUAGGAGGGAUUGCUAUGGCGGAGGCUUACACGGCGAGGAAGUUUCACAGAGAGAACAUGAAGAUUUUAACGGCAAACGCAGCCACAACCGUCGGUGGUAGAGUCGAAGAGAACGGUGGAGGAUAUAGCCGGUGGUUCUUCGGGAAGCUGAGCACCAAGAAAACCUCGGCUAAAGUCUGUGAUCUUAUAACUAUAGAAUAA
Molecule: messenger RNA, 222 nt
Organism: Thlaspi arvense
Lineage: Eukaryota; Viridiplantae; Streptophyta; Magnoliopsida; Brassicales; Brassicaceae
Source: the annotation of a GenBank genome assembly